Messenger RNA from Spizellomyces punctatus DAOM BR117, 1784 nucleotides. RefSeq lists its product as uncharacterized. The record is from RefSeq and is a predicted model, not a curated record. The transcript is spliced from 5 exons. NCBI's taxonomy places the organism in Eukaryota, Fungi, Chytridiomycota, Chytridiomycetes, Spizellomycetales, Spizellomycetaceae. The coding region runs from base 240 to 1625 and encodes 461 amino acids. Gene Ontology annotation, molecular function: protein binding. Gene Ontology annotation, biological process: SCF-dependent proteasomal ubiquitin-dependent protein catabolic process. Gene Ontology annotation, cellular component: SCF ubiquitin ligase complex.
ACUUUCAACCAGGUUGGGGGCUGUUUGCAACUCGUUGACAAACCCUCGCUGACGGCCUGAACGAGUUUCUUUACGGUAUUUUUUUGAUUGGGUGUGUGGGUGGUGGAAGACAAGAGCAUACUGUUGUUGUUCUGUUGUUGUUGUUCCGUCUGGCUCUUGAGCACACAACCUGGCAAACCCGCGCGAGUGUCCAAUUUUAUCGCCUCCCGCCCCAGACUGGUCAUAUUUGACUGAUAACCAUGGCCAGGACGUCCAAGCUUCACUCCACAAAUAUUGGCCCAUAUCCUGCACACCGCAUACAGACCCAUCUGCCAGCGGCAUCGCACAUUGCUCCGUCGGCAGAGUGCUGCAUACUCUCUAUUCCACGAUCCAUAGAAUUCUAUGACCUUCCCCCUGAACUGAGAAUCAGAAUCUUUAGGUUUUUGGAGGAAGAUGAAUUGCGUCGGUGCCUGGGUGUAUGUCGGCAGUGGAGGAACGAUGCGAGUGAUGGUUCGCUGUGGGGGGUUAUUGAUUUGAAGAGGUACACGCGCCCAGUGUCGGAACAGUAUGUUAAAUGCCUGGUCAAACGAGCCGGCACAUUUCUGCAUACUGCGAAUUUUCGAAAUUGUAACCCGCCUCUCCACCUCCUCCCUUCCAUUACGCAUCUCAGCCUAGUAGGAUGCCAUUCUGUAACCUCGUACACUCUCUCAGACUUUUUGUCUGUGCGUAACACGGUGCUCCAGACACUCAAUCUAUCGUCACUCCAAUGUAUUGGGACCGUACAUCUUCUUCUUAUCGGUCUGAAUUUUCCAGGGUUGCAGGACCUGGAUGUAGGAUGUUGUCCCGGCGUGGAUGACAAGGGACUUGUCAGUGUUGUUAGAGGAUGCAAGCAACUGAGGAGGUUCAGGUCUCCUGGCUGCAUCAAUGUAGGAGAUGAAGGAGUGCAGGCGCUGAUGGGGCUGGCAACAUUGACACAUUUGAAUAUCUCCCAUUGUUCAAAUGUGACUAAUUUGGCAAGAUCGGGAAGGUCGAUGCUGACACAUCUUCAACUCUCGACCCUUCAACGACUGGCACUACAGAACUUCUACCAUCUGCCGCGGAGCAUAACUCACCUUGUUCUUUCAUCCUCUCCGCACCUUACCGAUAUUGAAUUGGACGCAAUUUCCCGGCUCCCACUGAGCCACUUGGAUCUGGACUCUUGCGGACUCAUUUCCGACCGGACAGCACAUUACCUCUGCGCACAUCAAACCAAAGAUACCCUUUCCUACCUUUCACUUGCCUCCACGUCCGUCACGGCGGCAGGCAUCUGCACCAUUCUCCGAUACUGUUCCAAUAUGCAACAUCUCGAUGUCACCUCUACAGCUGCGAAUGACUCGGUUCUUAAACUGCUAGGCUACCUUCAUGCAAAAACCGGAUCUGGUGAAUUCAAGUUACGAUGCGUAGAGGUUGUGGAUUGUGUCGGGAUAACAAAGGAGGCCGUUCUAAGAGCUAGGGCUUGCGGGGUUGUGGUCAAGAGCUUCUGGAAUGGGGAAGGUACGAGGGCCGGCAGUGGACAGCAAAGUCCCGGAGAGAGACAAGCAGGUGAACAGAGGAGAAGAGUGAGUAGUGGAGCAAUAAGUAGAAGGAGGGUUUGUGUGAUCUUGUGAUAUUUGUAGAGGUUCUCUGUGUUUGGUUUUCCCGACAGUCUUUUUUUUUUUUUGGCGUAUGCUGUCGUUAGUUAGUCAUGGUUUUGAGUGAAAAACUUUUUCUAUGCUAGGUAUUCAGUUUGCAAUAAUUCAAGUCAUUAAUGAGAAAUGAGAUGGGGC